AUGUCAGACGAGGAAAAAGCAGAAGCCGAAGCAGCAGAGAAGGAAGCAGCAGAGAAGGAAGCAGCAGAAGCAGCAGAAAAGGAAGCAGUGGAGAAGGAAGCAGUGGAGAAGGAAGCAGUGGAGAAGGAAGCAGUGGAGAAGGAAGCAGUGGAGAAGGAAGCAGUGGAGAAGGAAGCAGUGGAGAAGGAAGCAGUGGAGAAGGAAGCAGUGGAGAAGGAAGCAGUGGAGAAGGAAGCAGUGGAGAAGGAAGCAGUGGAGAAGGAAGCAGUGGAGAAGGAAGCAGCAGAAGCAGAAUCAGGUCGCAAGCCUGCUGAAGAAAACGAGGACAAAAAUCAGGAAAACGUUGCGGGAGACAAAUGUGAGAGAGAGCAAGAAGAAUGA
Condylostylus longicornis is the source of this 381-nucleotide messenger RNA. RefSeq names its product axoneme-associated protein mst101(1)-like. The record is from RefSeq and is a predicted model, not a curated record. The coding region runs from base 1 to 381 and encodes 126 amino acids. Lineage: Eukaryota; Metazoa; Arthropoda; Insecta; Diptera; Dolichopodidae. The transcript has a single exon.